CAUGAGAUGUAAGAAAUUGAUGAAAGUAAGAAUAAAAGAGGAAGGGGAAAAUAGGAUAGAAAAUAAGAGAAUAAUGAUGGGAUUAGAUGGAAUAAUGUAUUGAUUGAUUUAAAAUUGGUAAUAUUUUUAAAAAGGGGAAUAAUAAUAGUAAUAAGAAUUGGUUCCUUAAAGUGUUGGAUAGAAAAUUUCAAAAUUAAUCAUUCAAUAGGAUUUUCCAAGUUUGGGUACAUUAUAGAAUUGAG
This is a messenger RNA of Paramecium sonneborni, 242 nucleotides long. Lineage: Eukaryota; Ciliophora; Oligohymenophorea; Peniculida; Parameciidae. The record is from the annotation of a GenBank genome assembly.